Nestor notabilis (Kea) is the source of this 1101-nucleotide messenger RNA. RefSeq names its product potassium inwardly-rectifying channel, subfamily J, member 13 (gene KCNJ13). The coding region runs from base 1 to 1101 and encodes 366 amino acids. NCBI's taxonomy places the organism in Eukaryota, Metazoa, Chordata, Aves, Psittaciformes, Psittacidae. Gene Ontology annotation, cellular component: plasma membrane. The transcript is spliced from 2 exons. The record is from RefSeq and is a predicted model, not a curated record. Gene Ontology annotation, biological process: regulation of monoatomic ion transmembrane transport; potassium ion import across plasma membrane. Gene Ontology annotation, molecular function: inward rectifier potassium channel activity.
AUGACAACAGAUAUGAUAGAAAGCAAUAACACCAAAUCCAGCGUUCCCCUCCUGACCCAAAGAUACCUGAGGAUGGUGACCAAGGAUGGACACAGCACGUUCCAGAUGGAUGGUGCCCAAGGAAAAGGUCUGGCAUACCUCCGAGAUGCAUGGGGAAUAUUAAUGGACAUGCGUUGGAGAUGGAUGAUGCUUGUCUUUUCUGCUUCUUUUGUCAUUCACUGGCUAGUCUUUGCAGUGCUUUGGUAUUUACUGGCUGAGAUGAAUGGGGACCUGGAGCUGGACCAUGACGCUCCACCUGACAACCACACUAUAUGCGUCAAGUACAUCACCAGUUUUACAGCUGCUUUCUCCUUCUCACUGGAGACGCAACUCACAAUUGGUUACGGCACUAUGUUCCCAAGUGGGGACUGUCCCAGUGCUAUUGCACUGCUUGCAAUACAGAUGGUCCUGGGGCUUAUGCUGGAAGCCUUCAUCACAGGUGCUUUCGUAGCCAAGAUCGCCCGACCAAAGAAUCGGGCAUUCUCCAUCCGCUUCACCCGCUCUGCUGUAGUGACACACACCGAGGGGAAGCCAUACCUUAUGUUCCAGGUGGCCAACACACGCUCCAGCCCACUGACUAGUGUCCAGAUUUCUGCUAUACUUUACCAAGAACAAGAGAGCGGGCAGCUGCACCAAACUAGUGUUGACUUCCACCUAGACAGCGUCACUUCAGAUGAGUGUCCUUUUUUCAUCUUCCCACUGACCUACUACCAUUCAGUCACUCCCUCCAGCCCCCUGGCUGCUCUCCUCCAAAGAGAAGCUGCUCACCAUUUUGAACUGGUCAUCUUUCUGUCAGCUGUGCAGGAGGGCACAGGAGAAAUGUGCCAAAGGAGAACAUCCUACCUCCCCUCAGAGAUCAUGCUGUACCAUCGCUUUGCCUCUGUCCUAGCCCGCAAUGCUAAAGGUGAAUAUCAGAUCAAGAUGGAAAAUUUUGACAAGACUAUUCCUGAGCUCCCAGCUGCAGCUGACUCAAAUUGUCCAAGAAGGACUGACAAGGAGAUCCGCAUCAAUGGACAGCACGUCGACAGCUUCCAGCUCUCUGAGGUUGGCCUCACAGAAUAG